This is a messenger RNA of Myotis lucifugus (little brown bat), 8870 nucleotides long. RefSeq names its product Ral GTPase activating protein non-catalytic beta subunit (gene RALGAPB). NCBI's taxonomy places the organism in Eukaryota, Metazoa, Chordata, Mammalia, Chiroptera, Vespertilionidae. The record is from RefSeq and is a predicted model, not a curated record. Gene Ontology annotation, biological process: regulation of small GTPase mediated signal transduction; activation of GTPase activity. Gene Ontology annotation, molecular function: GTPase activator activity. The coding region runs from base 477 to 4955 and encodes 1492 amino acids. The transcript is spliced from 30 exons.
CAUUUCACUCCUCCCCCUCCACUGGAUCCGGAAAGGGAGGUGGGACUGUACCCCGCGCGGCGAGCUGGGAUAGCUGCGCACGCGCAGCUUCCGGCUCCAUGUCUCGGGAAUUAUUUGACGCCGCCGUUCAGGACUCGCAGAAGUCUCUGACCAGGCGCGCAGCGCACGCGCAGUGGCCACUGGCUGGAGGAGCUAUUUGACGCUGUCGCCUCUGGCAGUCGGAAGUUGCCUGAGCAGAGCCCAGCCGGCCGGCCCGACCGGCCUUCGUCGUCCCCUGGCGCCCUCAGAGAGUCGCUGACCGCUGGACGGACCGACCGCCUGAGGACAGUUGGCCGGGGCAGCGAAAACGCCGGCCCUAUGGCGCCCGAGGCGUGAGGCGGAAAGCCGAGUGCGGCUGGCAGUGGUGGCGCCCGCCCCAGCAAUGCGGGCCCCGCCCGUCGCCUCAGGUGCCAUUUGGAUAGUACUUUAGCGGCACGAUGUACUCUGAGUGGAGGUCCCUGCAUUUGGUGAUUCAGAAUGAUCAGGGUCACACCAGUGUUCUGCACAGCUAUCCAGAGAGCGUUGGGCGAGAGGUGGCAAAUGCAGUUGUCCAUCCUCUUGGGCAGGCCUUAGUAACUUCUUCAGUGGCUAGUAGUGAGAGUUUGUUAAAAACUGACAAAGAAGUAAAAUGGACCAUGGAAGUAAUUUGCUAUGGACUGACCCUUCCAUUGGAUGGAGAAACUGUAAAAUAUUGUGUUGAUGUAUAUACAGACUGGAUUAUGGCUUUAGUGUUGCCGAAAGAUUCUAUUCCAUUGCCAGUUAUUAAAGAACCAAAUCUAUAUGUUCAAAGUAUACUAAAACACCUGCAAAAUCUUUUUGUACCAAGACAGGAACAGGGCUCCAGUCAGAUCCGACUAUGCUUACAGGUCCUGAGAGCCAUUCAGAAACUGGCCCGCGAAUCAUCCAUCAUGGCCCGAGAAACCUGGGAAGUCUUAUUGUUGUUUCUUCUGCAGAUUAAUGACAUACUUCUAGCCCCUCCAACUGUUCAAGGUGGAAUUGCUGAGAAUCUGGCAGAGAAGUUGAUUGGUGUUCUCUUUGAGGUUUGGUUACUAGCUUGUACUCGGUGCUUCCCAACACCUCCAUAUUGGAAAACAGCUAAGGAGAUGGUGGCUAACUGGAGGCACCACCCGGCCGUGGUGGAGCAGUGGAGCAAGGUCAUUUGUGCACUCACUUCAAGAUUGCUACGCUUUACAUAUGGUCCUUCAUUUCCUCCAUUUAAAGUUCCUGAUGAAGAUGCCAGUCUGAUCCCUCCUGAAAUGGAUAACGAGUGUGUUGCACAGACAUGGUUUCGCUUUUUACAUAUGUUAAGUAAUCCUGUGGAUUUGAGUAACCCAGCCAUUAUAAGCUCUACUCCCAAAUUUCAGGAACAGUUCCUGAAUGUGAGCGGAAUGCCACAAGAAUUGAAUCAGUAUCCCUGCCUUAAACAUCUGCCUCAAAUAUUUUUUCGUGCCAUGCGUGGGAUCAGCUGUCUGGUGGAUGCAUUCCUAGGCAUUUCUAGACCCCGAUCAGAUAGUGCUCCUCCAACACCCGUGAAUAGAUUAAGUAUGCCUCAAAGCACUGCUGUCAGUACCACCCCACCACAUAAUCGAAGGCAUCGGGCUGUUACUGUGAAUAAGGCCACCAUGAAGACAAGCACAGUUAGUACUGCUCAUGCCUCGAAAGUUCAGCACCAGACAUCCUCCACUUCUCCUCUGUCAAGUCCAAAUCAGACAAGUUCAGAACCCCGGCCACUGCCUGCCCCUCGGAGACCAAAGGUUAACAGCAUCUUGAAUCUCUUUGGAUCAUGGUUAUUUGAUGCAGCAUUUGUUCACUGUAAACUUCAUAAUGGGAUUAACAGAGACAGCAGCAUGACUGCCAUUACAACACAAGCUAGCAUGGAGUUUCGACGGAAGGGGUCACAAAUGUCUACAGACACCAUGGUUUCCAAUCCCAUGUUUGAUGCAAGUGAAUUUCCUGAUAACUAUGAAGCAGGAAGAGCUGAGGCUUGUGGGACACUGUGUAGGAUUUUUUGUAGCAAGAAGACUGGAGAAGAGAUUCUGCCAGCUUAUUUAUCCAGAUUUUACAUGCUUUUAAUUCAAGGUUUGCAGAUAAAUGAUUAUGUGUGCCAUCCUGUCUUGGCCAGCGUUAUUCUAAACUCCCCUCCUUUGUUCUGCUGUGACUUGAAAGGGAUUGAUGUUGUGGUUCCUUACUUUAUUUCAGCUCUUGAAACCAUUUUGCCUGACAGAGAACUCUCCAAAUUCAAAAACUAUGUAAAUCCAACAGAAUUAAGAAGAUCUUCCAUUAAUAUCCUGCUUUCUUUGUUGCCCCUCCCUCAUCACUUUGGCACAGUCAAAUCUGAGGUGGUUCUGGAAGGAAAGUUUAGUAAUGAUGACAGCUCUUCUUAUGAUAAACCAAUAACUUUUUUGUCCCUGAAGUUGAGACUUGUGAAUAUACUAAUAGGUGCCUUGCAAACGGAAACAGACCCCAACAACACUCAAAUGAUAUUAGGAGCAAUGCUAAAUAUUGUUCAAGAUUCAGCACUUUUAGAAGCCAUUGGUUGCCAAAUGGAAAUGGGUGGUGGAGAAAAUAACCUGAAGAGUCAUAGUCGCACUAACAGUGGUAUUAGUUCAGCAAGUGGUGGAAGCACAGAGCCCACAACUCCUGAUAGUGAAAGACCUGCUCAAGCUCUCCUAAGAGAUUAUGAUUCAGCUGCGGGGCUACUGAUUCGCAGCAUUCAUCUCGUCACCCAAAGACUUAACUUCCCAGUGGCGACCCAGACAUGGAGCAUAUCACUGGCAGCUCUGGGAGUUCUUUUCGGCCUGGCAAAGGUGAAGGUGAUGGUUGAUUCCGGAGACCGGAAGCGAGCCAUCAGUUCUGUCUGCAGCUACAUUGUGUACCAGUGUAGUCGGCCAGCUCCUCAUCACUCCCGGGACCUGCACUCCAUGAUAGUGGCAGCUUUUCAAUGUCUCUGUGUCUGGCUGACAGAGCAUCCUGACAUGCUUGAUGAAAAGGACUGUCUUAAGGAAGUACUGGAGAUUGUGGAACUGGGUAUUUCGGGAAGUAAGUCCAAGAGCAGUGAGCAAGAGGUCAAGUACAAAGGAGAUAAGGAGCCAAACCCUGCUUCUAUGAGGGUAAAGGAUGCUGCUGAAGCCACCCUAACAUGUAUUAUGCAGUUGCUUGGUGCAUUUCCUUCACCCAGUGGUCCUGCCUCUCCUUGUAGUUUGGUGAAUGAGACCACUUUGAUUAAAUACUCCAGGCUGCCAACCAUAAACAAGCAUAGCUUCCGGUACUUUGUCCUGGAUAACAGUGUCAUCCUGGCAAUGCUGGAGCAGCCUCUUGGAAAUGAACAGAAUGAUUUUUUUCCCUCCGUCACUGUGCUGGUUCGGGGAAUGUCUGGAAGACUUGCAUGGGCACAACAGCUUUGCCUUUUACCCAGAGGAGCAAAAGCAAAUCAGAAGCUUUUUGUGCCUGAACCUCGUCCAGUUCCUAAAAAUAAUGUUGGAUUUAAAUAUACUGUGAAACAUCGACCAUUUCCUGAAGAAGUAGAUAAGAUUCCUUUUGUGAAAGCAGAUCUGAGCAUUCCAGACUUGCAUGAAAUCGUCACUGAGGAAUUAGAAGAGAGACAUGAAAAAUUAAGGAAUGGAAUGGCCCAGCAGAUUGCUUAUGAAAUACACCUUGAACAACAAAGCGAGGAAGAAUUGAAGAAGAGAAGUUUUCCUGAUCCAGUUACGGAUUGUAAGCCCCCACCUCCUGCCCAGGAAUUCCAAACAGCACGCCUUUUCCUUUCACACUUUGGAUUUUUGUCCUUAGAAGCAUUGAAGGAACCUGCAAAUAGUCGUCUACCUCCUCACCUUAUUGCACUCGACUCCACAAUACCUGGAUUUUUUGAUGACAUUGGGUAUCUGGAUCUCUUGCCCUGUCGUCCUUUCGACACAGUUUUUAUUUUCUAUAUGAAACCAGGUCAGAAAACAAACCAGGAGAUUUUAAAGAAUGUGGAGUCUUCCAGAAAUGUUCAGCCACAUUUCCUAGAAUUUUUGCUCUCCCUUGGCUGGUCAGUAGAUGUGGGCAGACAUCCUGGUUGGACUGGGCAUGUUUCCACCAGUUGGUCUAUAAACAGUUGUGAUGAUGGCGAAAGACCAGAACAAGAUGAAGUGAUUUCCUCUGAAGAUAUUGGGGCUAGUAUUUUCAAUGGCCAGAAGAAGGUGCUGUAUUACGCUGAUGCCCUUACAGAAAUAUCUUUUGUGGUUCCUUCUCCCGUGGAGUCAUUAACUGAUUCAUUGGAAAGUAACAUCUCGGACCAAGACAGUGAUUCAAAUAUGGAUCUUAUGCCAGGAAUUCUGAAACAGCCAUCCUUGACACUUGAGCUUUUCCCUAAUCACACAGACAAUCUUAAUUCCUCACAGAGGCUCAGUCCCAGUUCCAGAAUGAAGAAGCUGCCUCAGGGCCGCCCCGUGCCUCCCCUUGGACCUGAAACAAGAGUGUCUGUAGUCUGGGUGGAACGCUAUGAUGAUAUAGAAAACUUUCCCCUCUCAGACCUGAUGACAGAAAUCAGUACUGGUGUGGAAACUACUGCAAAUAGUAGCACUUCUCUGAGAUCUACCACUCUUGAGAAGGAAGUUCCUGUCAUCUUCAUUCACCCUUUAAACACUGGAUUAUUCCGGAUAAAAAUUCAAGGAGCCACUGGAAAAUUUAACAUGGUCAUCCCUCUUGUGGAUGGGAUGAUCGUCAGCAGGCGAGCACUCGGUUUCCUGGUGAGGCAGACUGUAAUUAAUAUUUGUAGAAGAAAGAGGCUGGAGAGUGACUCCUACAGUCCACCACAUGUCCGCCGGAAACAGAAAAUCACUGACAUUGUCAACAAGUACCGGAACAAGCAGUUGGAGCCAGAGUUUUAUACUUCACUUUUCCAGGAGGUUGGACUCAAGAACUGUAGUUCUUAGACUCUUGAACUGUCUAGGAUUCUUCAACUCCAGUUUGGGGCUAUAAUAUCAAAGUAAAACAAUUUGAUAGGUGAUCACUGUAAAGAUAAAAACAAAUCACUCCCCAAGAGCUUACUGUUUAAUCACCAGAAUAGAAGAAACACAUUUAAACCCUUCUGAUAGAAGACUUCCAGCUUUCUAGUGAAAUGGGCUCCAGACACAAUCAUAUUCCUUCUGGUAAUGAUGAUAUACAUUUUAGCCAUAAACUUUCUUUUAAAAGUGACAAUUUUAGUUAAAUCUGAGCCUUUUGAGGAGAAAGGCUUUUAUGCAUCUCAGUUAAACACUUGCAUUGGUAGUAUCAAAUUUGCAAAUUAGAAGUUGAAGAUAAUUUUAUACCUCACUUUUUAGGAGGUUGUGUUCAAAAUUAAAAUCUGUCUCAGAAUCUUCAGGACCUUUGAAGACUCAAGUUGAUAGCAUGGAGGAAAAGGAAAGAAAUCUCAACUUUCUGCUCACUCAUUAGGUCCAUUUGUCAUCUGUCUGUCAUCCAGCUGUCCAGCUGACAGAAAAGGACUUGUUUUUGGCUCAGAUAUGAAGUCUGGCAUUAAAAUCUUUCAUAUUUUCUCUCCACAUUUCAAAAAGUUGUUAUGCUCAUUACUGCACAGACCUGUCUGAAAGCCUCAUUUCUGGGCAGCCCAGGAGCAGAUCUAAUAUGGAGGCAUGGCCCUGUCCUUUAAUAGGGGGACAGAAGGAGUUUGUGGGGUUAGAAGUUGUAAGACAGCAGUGAUGCCUCCACUCUCUCCAGUAUUGUCUAGCUUGGUGACACAAUGACAGGGUAAACAUUUGUAAUUCCUUGGUAAUUUCUUGGUUAAAUAGUAAGAAAUAUAAAUUCACAACAAGAGUUGAAAAUUAUUUGGUUUCAUUCAUUGUCUCUUAUUUCAGGACCAAGCAGGAGACUGCAGUAGUUUAUGAAGGAUUCUAAUUUGGGGUUCAGGAAAUAGCCUCUCACCGCUACUAAUUCAGAUCUCUCCCAGAGAGCUACUGGAUUUCAUCACUGUUGACAAACAUUAGUGACCACCUCCUUGGGUGGCUGCUGUGAAAAAUGGCUAUUGUCAUAUUUUCUGGACUUUGCCAGCUGAAGGCACAACAAAUCCCAGCCUGGGUUUUGGAAAUACUUGUUACCUCGCUGCUACUUUUCUGCCAGGGAUAAAUGUUUUGAGGUGGCCAGACCCAGAACAUCGAUUACAAGGAUUCCUGUUACAGCUCUAGAGUAGACACUGCUUAUUUCUCCUAUUCUUAUGCACUUUCCUCUUUAUUAAGAUCAUUUUAUGUUAAGAAAAUAAGUGACAUUUAAAGUCCAAAAAGGAGUGAUCACAGUUGUAUUAGGGGUGAUUUCUCACCUGAAGUCUGUUAUCAAUAGAUUCUGUAGGUUAGGGAUGCAAUGGUCUGUUUGGUUUGAUGUAAUUAGGGGGCAGAGGAUAGUGUGUAGGGCCUAAUUCCCUGUGCAGGUACUUCUGUUUCAGAAGUACGUAUUUUGUCAUGUAUGAGCAAGAAAUGUGGGCAUAGUGGCUCCUGGUUUUAAGUUUGCUAUACUUUUUUCUUCAUGUUUGUUUUAAGCUCAGGUAAAACCUAUGACUCCAUUUUCCAUUCAGGGUAUGAUGUUAUUCAGUAAUUGAUUUUCUUUGUAAUCUGGGCAAUAAAUUGAUGUUUCCAGGUGGCAGCAUGGAGGAGGGGUAUGUAUGAUAAAGUUUAGGAAGUUCUACUCUAAAAAUGUUUUAGUAGCUCAGCAGAUAUAAGGCGAGGUUUAACAGUUUUCAUGGAAGUUCCAGAUUGACCGUUCAAGGGGAAAAUGGGCCCUUGUUCUAGUGGUUGUGAACAAAGAAGGCUAUAAAUUGAUGUGCAACUUAUAACAUUCCAGAGGUUAAAAAUAGCUGAUGUAGGUGUACUGCCUCAGUGAGAUUUUUCAGAUAAACCUUUUACCUUUGGCUUAGUUUUACUACUGUCAGCAAAAUGUACUGUGGUGUGCAUGUUGCAGGUAGGCUUCCUGAUCCUGUAGUUUGCUAUAAUUUCUGGCAACUCCUUGUAAUUCGAAUGGCUUUGAUAAGUGAACAUCUGUGUUGAAUGGAAUUUGUGACCUGAAAGAUCUAGUGGUCUCCCAGGGAAGGAGGGAUGGAUUCAGGACUAUGAAGUCCAGUAUGUAAGGCACAAACAGUAUGAGGUACACGACCUUGUCAGGUGCUGGUUCCUUCUGUUCAAAAUAACAUCUGCUUUAAAAGGAGGUGUGGUAAGAGCCUUGCACCUUUCACUAGAAUUACGGGUUUGAGUUCAUGGUCACUAAGGUCACCUACCUGCCUUUGUUAAAGUCACUUUGAGUAGAAUAAUGGCAGAGGAGCAUAUUUAGUCCCUAGUAACGGUUUUUAGAAGUCCACUUUAUAAGCUUGCUAGUGUGCACUCAUAACCUUUGGAGGGAAGCCGGGACCGCUUGGGCCUGUGGCUUAGACAGUUUAGUUGCUGUAUGCGACAGGUGCACUGGGAGGUGGAUGAGCGUGGCAUUCAUGACAAGAAAAGCAUUACCCAAGGGACAGAGUCAGGUAGUCCCUCAUCCUUCUAGCUUGCGUUUGGUGAUGGAGGCUUUCCUCUUCCUCUCUCUGGAAGCACUGAGGACAGUAACAGGGCUUUUGCCUUUUUAACCCUUUCCUUGUUCAGCCAACUUUCCCUUUUGUUCAGUGCUUCCCUCUAAGUGCCCCCUUCUCCUGCCCAUUGGCUGUUUGACAGGAAUAGUUACGUUGUGGGUUGACACUACUCAGACACACACUCAAACACACACAUACACUCACACACGCACACACACACCUGCGUGCACACACACACGCAUCCAUGCUGCUCACCAUUUCCAGGUCCUCUACUUCAGGGCAACCCAUUCUCCUCUGGCCUCAUAAAUACGAAAACCUACAGCUUUGGCCAGUAAUGUCGCGAGGUCUUCACAAACGGUUACUUCUACGUGCACGGAGGAACUCUGUCAGGUUCUGCAGACUGCUAUUUAAAAAGGCAGAGUCUUCAAGAGUAUUUAUUUUUACUGGCAGGUGAACUUUACCCAAAGUGGGAGUCAGCAUUGCUCAAAGGCUUGGUUUGUAAAAAGUAGAUGGUAAAAGGUGUAAUAGAGAUAAUUUGACACUCCUGCUGGCAGUAGUUCUCCAUUCAGCAUUUAAAAACCCAUUCAGGUUAUAUCUUCCUUAAAAAAAUGGUUCAUAUGUUUACAUGAAAUGAUAAGUUGCAUUAGAUGGUCUGUUUUAAGGAUUUCCAUGACAGCCUCUUUUCCUGAGACAGAGAGAUUGGAGGUAGUCCACCCGCUCAAUGUGGAAGCAAACGGGGGUUCUUUUCUUGGUAGCUAAAGAAGCCAUGUACUUAUUGUAUAGUGUUUUUCUCAAGAGUAUCAACUCAUGUUCUCCAGAUGCUUUUCUUUUUUUAUAAUGGUGAGGGAAGAGGUAUAAUUUGGGAUUCCACAGUGCCUUGCAUAUAGUAGGCGCCCAAUAAAUAUUUGUUGAAGCAAACCAAGUUUCCCAAGUCCUUGUCUCUUGCAGUGACCAAGAACAUCUUUCUCCUCCGAAGGGCUUGGCAGUUGUGGCUAAAAGAUAAGCAGUAUCAUUAUUUGCUUGAAACCAUAUAUACAAUUUGUAUGAAUUUCAAUAUGUUGCCAAGACAUGACCUUUUUCUUAUUGUAUUUUCUGUAAAUAUUUCUGGCUCUGAACUGUAAAGUAAAGGCGAAAUGUAAAUAUGAAGGCGCCGUGUCCCUCGCCUCCUGUGUUUUCUCUUCGUUGGUUAGGGAAGAAGGCCCAGAGGCUUGUUUGUAUUUAUGCCGAUCCUUUGUCCAGAAGAAACCCAUGGAAUAUUGAAUGUAAUACAUUUAGUCAAUUAAAUUUUAAGGAGAUUCUUAUCUAA